GACUGUCUGUGAGUGUCUGUCUGUCUGUCUGUCUGUCUGUGGCACCAAAUAGCGAACGGCUCGGUUUUGCCUGACCUGAAAUAUGCCACAUUCACACAGGAUCGACAUGUGUCACCAAACUAGAAAUGGCAAUCUUCCCGCAGCCUGACUGAGUAAGCUAGCCAGCCACUUGGCUACCUCCUAGCCCAGGUUAGCUGAGUGCAGUCGGCGCAUCACAAACCAACCAGCAGCUACCGAGAGAAGAUGGCGGAGUACUCGCCUGUCCUGCCGAUGAGGGAUGGUGGAGCGAGGUUUGGUAUCGGACAGCCCAUCUUUCCCCGGUCCCGGUCCGGUUCAGAAUCCGAUAGUGAACUGUCUCAGAGUCUGGCCCGAACCAAGAUCCGGUCUUACGGGAGUACGGCUAGCGUCGCGGCUUCUCUCGGCGAGAAAUACAUAGAGCAUCGGGUCACAGACAGCGACACUUUGCAGGGCAUAGCCCUCAAAUACGAAGUAACGAUGGAGCAGAUCAAGAGGACUAACAAGCUGUUCAGUAACGACUGUAUCUUCCUGCGUAACACCCUCAACAUCCCUGUGGUCUCAGAGACCUCUCCCUUCAACGGCCUGUCUCUAGAGUCCCCCGACGGAGAUCCCCAGCACCAGGACUACAACCCCCUGUGUGUGGGGCAGGACAGGGACACUGAGGAGGGCCCCUCGCCGCCUCCGGCCCCUGGGCCUGGGGAUAAGGACAGUAGUAGUUAUAAACGGCCCCAGCCAGAAGAGCUGUCGGCUCAAGACUUCCUGCACAGACUGGACUUGCAGAUUAAACAGUCUAAGCAGGCAGCACGCAGGCUCAAAGAAGAGGAAGUGAGGGACAGUGAAGAGGAAUACACACUUCCUGUUUCAUCAUACCAGGAGAUCUAAAGGACACUCGUUUACCUGAAGCCCUGAUUAACACCCAUCUACCCACAAGUCCACCCAUCACUCCUUCCUACCUUUCCCUUCCUCUCUUUUACCAAACCAUGACACUGGACGUCAUGUCUAAGUGUUUGAACUGAGGAUUCAUCCUUUGCCUUUUUAAUAUUAGUAUCAUUAUCAUACGUUGUAUUAUUAGUAUUCUUCUGGUUUUGUACUGUUCAACUGCUGUCAAUCAUCUGAACAGCAGGUAGUCUGUUACUAUGACACUCAUCCACUCACUACAAGUCUACAUGCUGCUGCUGUACAGAAUAACCCUCACAGGUGUGACUCUGAUGAUCCAAUCCCUCCUAGAAUAGCAUCAGUCCACUAGAUGGAUGGAUAGAUAGAUAGAUGGAGAAGCCUCCAGUAUUACCUCCUCUUCCUCCUCCUACUCCUCUCUUCCUCCUCUCCUCUCUUCUUCCUCCUCU
Messenger RNA from Salvelinus namaycush (lake trout), 1361 nucleotides. RefSeq names its product lysM and putative peptidoglycan-binding domain-containing protein 2-like. Lineage: Eukaryota; Metazoa; Chordata; Actinopteri; Salmoniformes; Salmonidae. The transcript has 3 exons. The record is from RefSeq and is a predicted model, not a curated record. The coding region runs from base 244 to 900 and encodes 218 amino acids.